AUGAAUGAGGCGUCAUCUGAUCAUGAUAAAGAAACUUUACGCAAUUAUAUAAGACGAUACACCUUGGGAAUACUGGCUGAAUUAUACAUAAUAAGCGAGACAUUCCAGGAUAUUACAAAAUUAGCAAACACAAUGGAAUCAAUCGACGAAGAUACAAUUGAUGUGAACAACGUUACAAACAUGAGCAAUCCACCUAUAGAUGAAUAUGGAUACUAUUAUUACCAGAACAUAGACGAACUUCAAAAACCCCAAUAUCUACGAGAAAAAGAUCGUUUCAUUCUUACAAUUGUUAUCUACAGCAUUGCGUUUAUCAUUGGCAUUAUUGGCAAUUUACUUGUCGUGUUUGCCAUGUUGGGCGACAAAAAGGCAAGAAGUGUAACCACACUAUUUCUGGUCAGUUUAGCGGUGUCUGACCUCCUCUUCUUACUUAUAUGUGUGCCUUAUGAAACCUCGAGAUAUUUCUUGGGACAUUGGUCAGGAGGAAUGGCACUCUGUAAGAUAUCUGGCUUCUGUGAAAUGUUAUCAGCCGUUGCAUCCAUCCUCAACCUUACUGCAGUCAGUGUAGAGAGGUACAUUGUUAUCGUCCACCCAAUGCGUUCAAGGUCCUGGUGCACAAUAGGUAGUGCAAAGAAGAUUAUUGUGAUAGUGUGGAUUGCGUCAUGUCUCCUGUCUGCUCCAGUUGCUUAUGUUACUGGAUUACGAGAGGAUAAAUUCUACAAUGGCGACCAGAGACUAAUAAUGGCAGAAUGUAUUGACAGCUUGAUGAACAUGGAACGGUACAUCUUUGCAUGGUACCAAUUGAUUGUAAUGUUUGCUGUGCCGACAUAUAUCAUGGUAUUUUGUUAUGCCAGAGUGAUAUAUGUACUCUGGAUCAGUACGAAGGAGCUCGCCAAGAUGACACAAAGGUCUCAACAAAGAGAUAGCAGUCAUCAAAGGCUUGUUCAGGCAUCCAGUAACCACAGGGACAGUAGUGUCAUUAAAAAGGCUGCCAAAGACCAUAGUGCAGAUAUCCAAAAUGCCCGUAAACAGGUGAUCAAGAUGCUCAUCACAAUCAUCCUGGUGUUCUUGAUUUGUUGGGGCCCUAAGCUUAUCCUGAGAAUCAUCAGUCGAUAUCCCUUUAAAGACCAUAUGAACAGUUAUUGGCGGCAGGAUUUUGUUACUUUGAAGGUUGCAAUGAACCUGUUACCCUACAUACAGAGUGCAACCAAUCCAAUUGUAUAUGGGUUUAUGUCCUCUAGUUUCCGACGGAGUAUGAUGACAGCCUGUCGUAGUAAAGAUAGCAUUAGGAGCGUAACAAGGAGUGGGGGUGAUAUUGAGAUGGGGUCAAAGAGUAUAAAUGGGACAACACAGACAGGUUGGCACACCUCCUCUCGUUUCACCCCUUCACCAAGUCGGUCCAAGGAGUUUGGAUGCAAAGAUGUUGAGAGAGACUGCGCCCAAUAAAGGAUUGGUAUCGAUAUGGCGAACUGAAUUCAACAUUGUUUUUCUCUUAAACCAAUUGAAAACAUUCUGUAAAAACACGGUCCUUUAUAAUUAUGUAAGGUUGACUGAAUGACAACAAU
Owenia fusiformis is the source of this 1562-nucleotide messenger RNA. The record is from the annotation of a GenBank genome assembly. Lineage: Eukaryota; Metazoa; Annelida; Polychaeta; Sabellida; Oweniidae.